AUGAGCCACCUCACUCGUGCAGCAGUAGCUGCCAGCCUUACAGUCGCAAAUGCUUCGUCUCUUGCUGAUGUUUGCACUGUCUCCAACGUUCAGGCUGCUCUUCCUGCCAACGGUACCCUCUUAGGCAUCGACUUGAUCCCAUCGACUGUGACCGCAAGUGCCGUCUACAAUGCUUCCACCAGCAUGGGCGGUAUGGGAUCUACUUCGGGCAGCGGUACCACGUACAGCUACUGUAAUGUCACCAUUACUUACACCCAUACUGGCAAGAACGAUGAGGUUGUUGUCAAGUAUGCUUUCCCUCAGCCCUCGGACUUCAAGAAGCGCUUCUACGUCGCCGGUGGAGGUGGUUUCUCGCUCUCAAGUACCGCUACUGGAGGUCUCGAAUACGGUGCUGUCGGUGCUGCCACUUCCGCUGGCUACGAUGCCUUUGAUUACAGCUACGACGAGGUCGCUCUUGCUGGUAACGGCUCUAUCAAUUGGGAUGCUACAUACAUGUUCUCCUACCAAGCGCUCGGCGAGAUGACCAAGGUCGGCAAAUACAUUACCGAGGGCUUCUACGGCAUGAACAACACCAAGAUCUACACCUACUACGAAGGUUGCUCUGAUGGUGGACGUGAGGGUAUGAGCCAGGUCCAACGCUUCGGAGACGAGUACGACGGAGCCAUUACCGGUGCUCCCGCCUUCCGCUUCGCUCAGCAACAGGUCCAUCACGUCUUUCCCGCAACCGUGGAGCACACCAUGGAUUACUACCCUCCUCCAUGUGCGCUCGCGAAGAUCGUCAAUGCUACCAUCGCGGCCUGUGACCCUCUCGAUGGCAGGACUGAUGGUGUCAUCUCUCGUACCGAUCUCUGCAAGCUGAACUUUAACCUGACUUCUAUCAUUGGCGAGUCUUACUACUGCGCUGCUGAGACCAGCUCCUCCCUGGGUUUUGGCUUUAGUGGUGCAAAGGCUAAGCGUCAAGAGAAUAGCCAGAGUAGCACUACACCUGCCCAGAACGGCACUGUCACUGCUCAGGAUGUUGCUGUUGCUCAAGCUGUUUACGACGGUCUUCACGACUCGAAGGGAGAGCGUGCUUAUCUCUCUUGGCAAAUCGGCUCUGAGUUGUCUGAUGCUGAUCCGACUUACAACUCCAACACAAGCUCCUAUGAGCUGAGCAUCCCGUCUACUGGUGGUGAAUACGUGACCAAGUUUGUUCAGCUUCUGGAUCUUGACAACCUUUCCGACCUUGAUGGCGUCACCUAUGAUACUCUUGUUGAGUGGAUGAACAUUGGUAUGGUGCGCUACCUGGACAGUCUGCAAACCACUGUUCCCGACCUCACCAACUUCAGAGAAUCCGGCGGUAAGCUUCUUCACUACCACGGCGAAUCUGAUCCUAGCAUCCCCGCCGCUUCUUCCGUCCACUACUGGCAAUCCGUGCGCUCCAUCAUGUACGGCCAACUCUCGCAAGAGGAAGCCCAAAAGGAGCUUGAGGACUGGUACCAAUUCUACCUCAUUCCUGGUGCUGCCCACUGCGGAACCAACAGUCUCCAACCUGGCCCUUACCCUGAAAACAACAUGCACGUCAUGAUUGACUGGGUCGAGAAUGGCAACAAGCCUUCGCGCUUGAACGCUACUGUUUCGUCGGGCGAUUACGCGGGUGAGACUCAGAUGCUUUGUCAAUGGCCUACCCGUCCUAUCUGGCAUGGCAACAGCACUUUCGACUGUAUCAAUGAUCAGGCAUCUAUUGACAGCUGGACUUACACUUUUCCUGCUUUUAAGGUUCCUGUCUACUAA
Aureobasidium subglaciale EXF-2481 is the source of this 1773-nucleotide messenger RNA. RefSeq lists its product as uncharacterized. The record is from RefSeq and is a predicted model, not a curated record. The transcript has 2 exons. NCBI's taxonomy places the organism in Eukaryota, Fungi, Ascomycota, Dothideomycetes, Dothideales, Saccotheciaceae. The coding region runs from base 1 to 1773 and encodes 590 amino acids.